AUGGGAGGUCAACGCCCACACGUCGAGAUCGCAGCCGUCAUCCCUGAUGGACAAGGAAAGAUCGUCAUCGGAAAGAGAAAGGGCAAGACUGGCACAGGACUCUAUGAGCUCCCAGGUGGCAACCUGGAAUUUGGAGAGGACAUUUUCUCCAGCAUCAAGAGAGAGGUCCUUGAAGAGACUGGCCUCAAGAUCGUUCCCAAGAAGAUCAUCGCGUACACCAACGAUAUCCAGAAGGCAGAGGAAAAGCAUGAAGUGACUCUCUACGUGCUUUCGGAGCGAGAGGACUCGUCUCAGCAGCCUGAGACGAAGGAGCCCCACAAGAUUGAAGGUUGGGAGUGGAGGGCCUGGAAGGAGAUUGCUGCCUUGGGUGAAGCGGAGCUCUACCUGCCCACACUGAACCUUGUUCGGAGCGAGCCGCAGCUGGAUUCUAAGUUUUGA
Messenger RNA from Diaporthe batatas, 438 nucleotides. RefSeq lists its product as uncharacterized. The record is from RefSeq and is a predicted model, not a curated record. The transcript has 3 exons. Gene Ontology annotation, molecular function: 8-oxo-7,8-dihydrodeoxyguanosine triphosphate pyrophosphatase activity. The coding region runs from base 1 to 438 and encodes 145 amino acids. Gene Ontology annotation, biological process: dGTP catabolic process. NCBI's taxonomy places the organism in Eukaryota, Fungi, Ascomycota, Sordariomycetes, Diaporthales, Diaporthaceae. Gene Ontology annotation, cellular component: cytosol.